Messenger RNA from Chelmon rostratus (copperband butterflyfish), 9590 nucleotides. RefSeq names its product inositol 1,4,5-trisphosphate receptor, type 1b (gene itpr1b). Bases 128 to 8323 code for a protein of 2731 amino acids. Gene Ontology annotation, cellular component: membrane; endoplasmic reticulum. The record is from RefSeq and is a predicted model, not a curated record. The transcript has 59 exons. Gene Ontology annotation, molecular function: inositol 1,4,5-trisphosphate-gated calcium channel activity; inositol 1,4,5 trisphosphate binding. Lineage: Eukaryota; Metazoa; Chordata; Actinopteri; Chaetodontiformes; Chaetodontidae. Gene Ontology annotation, biological process: calcium ion transmembrane transport.
UGGACUUAACCGAGGAUAGCGCUGUGGAAAUUAUCCUGUGCUGACCCACUUCUUCACACGUUUCUUUCGCUCUCUAUUUCUGACGCCUUCUUCCAUUUCUGCCAGGUGCAGUCAACCCUGAGGAACCAUGUCGGACAAGAUGUCCAGUUUCCUUCAUAUUGGGGACAUUUGUUCCCUGUAUGCAGAGGGCACCACCAGUGGAUUCAUCAGCACUUUAGGGCUUGUGGAUGACCGCUGUGUGGUACAGCCAGACACGGGCGACCUCAACAACCCACCCAAGAAAUUCAGAGACUGCCUUUUCAGACUGUGUCCUAUGAACAGAUACUCAGCACAGAAACAGUUCUGGAAGGCAGCAAAACCUGGAGGCAACAGCACCACUGACACAGUCCUCCUCAACAAGCUCCAUCAUGCUGCUGACCUGGAGAAGAAGCAGAAUGAGUCUGAAAAUCGCAAGCUGCUGGGAACGGUCAUCCAGUAUGGAAAUGUCAUCCAGUUGCUACACUUGAAAAGCAAUAAAUACCUGACAGUGAACAAGCGCCUACCUGCACUGUUGGAGAAGAAUGCCAUGAGAGUGACUCUGGACUCGGCGGGAAAUGAGGGAUCCUGGUUCUACAUCCAGCCCUUCUACAAGCUGCGAUCCCUGGGAGACAGUGUGGUGAUUGGAGAUAAAGUGGUCCUUAACCCUGUGAAUGCAGGACAGCCUCUACAUGCCAGCAGCCACCAGCUAGUUGACAACCCAGGAUGCAAUGAGGUUAAUUCUGUAAAUUGCAACACAAGCUGGAAAGUUGUUCUGUUCAUGAAAUGGAGUGACAACAAGGAAACAAUACUCAAGGGGGGUGAUGUAGUCCGGCUGUUCCAUGCAGAGCAGGAGAAGUUCCUCACUUGUGACGACCACAGGAAGAAGCAGUAUGUCUUUCUUAGAACUACAGGCCGUCAGUCUGCCACUUCUGCCACCAGCAGCAAAGCGCUGUGGGAAGUAGAGGUGGUCCACCAUGACCCAUGCAGAGGAGGUGCAGGCUACUGGAACAGCCUGUUCAGGUUUAAACACUUGGCCACAGGGUGUUAUUUGGCUGCUGAGAUGGGUGAGGUGAAUCCAGACUUUGAGGAGGAGAGUGCUGAGCAGCGGUCCUCGGUGGUGGACUUUACACCCUUUAAUUUCCAGCUGGAUGCAGAUAAUGAGGCAUUACGAGGUCGUCUGCGAGCUCCACAGGAGAAGAUCAUGUACACUUUGGUGCCUGUUCCCGAUGGCAUGGACAUCUCAUCCAUCUUUGAGCUGGACCCUACCACUCUGAGAGGCGGGGAUUCCAUGGUGCCCAGGAGUUCCUAUGUGAGGCUAAGACACUUGUGCACCAACACAUGGGUUCACAGCACCAACAACCCCAUCGACAAAGAGGAGGAGAAACCUGUUAUGUUAAGGAUUGGAACAUCAGCGGUAAAAGAGGACAAGGAAGCCUUUGCCAUUGUACCAGUGCCACCAGCAGAAGUACGUGAUUUAGACUUUGCCAAUGAUGCAAGUAAAGUGUUGGCGUCCAUCGCUGGCAAGCUUGAAAAAGGCACCAUUACACAAAAUGAAAGAAGGUUUGUGACCAAGCUCCUGGAAGAUCUAGUUUUCUUUGUGGUGGACAUCCCCAACAGUGGACAGGAUGUUUUAGAGAUCAUGGUCAACAAACCAAACAGAGAAAGACAGAAACUCAUGAGAGAGCAGAAUAUCCUGAAGCAGAUUUUCAAACUUCUCCAAGCCCCUUUCACGGACAGCGGUGACGGUCCCAUGCUGCGACUGGAGGAGCUUGGAGACCAGCGCCACGCUCCAUUUAGACAUAUUUGCAGGCUUUGCUACAGAGUGCUACGCCAUUCCCAGCAGGAUUACAGGAAGAACCAGGAGUACAUAGCCAAACAAUUCCGCUUCAUGCAGAAGCAGAUAGGAUAUGAUGUGCUGGCAGAAGACACAAUAACAGCUCUGCUCCACAACAACCGGAAGCUGCUGGAGAAGCAUAUCACUGCUGCAGAAAUAGACACAUUUGUCACUCUAGUGAGGAAGAACCGGGAGCCGAGGUUUCUGGACUACCUCUCAGAUCUCUGCGUGUCCAUGCAAAAGUCAAUCCCUGUGACACAGGAACUCAUCUGCAACGCAGUACUGGACCCUACUAACGCUGACAUCCUCAUUGAGACCAAAUUGGUCCUGUCGAGGUUUGAGAUUGAGACAAUGUCAAAUGGAGAGAGUCCGGUGGAGGCGGAGGAUGAAGAGGAGGUCUGGUUGUUCUGGAAAGACAAUUGCAAGGAGGUCAGGAGUAAGAGCAUCAGGGAGUUGGCCCAGGAUGCAAAGGAGGGCCAGAAGGAGGACCAGGAGGUGGUCAGCUACUACAGGUGCCAGCUGAACCUCUUUGCCCGGAUGUGUCUGGACCGUCAGUACCUGGCCAUCAACAAGAUCUCUGGUCAGCUGGAUGUGGAUUUGAUCCUGCGCUGUAUGUCUGAUGAGGACCUGCCCUUUGACUUGCGAGCGUCUUUCUGUCGCCUGAUGCUGCACAUGCAUGUGGACCGUGACCCUCAGGAACAGGUCACACCUGUCAAAUAUGCCCGUCUUUGGUCCGAGAUUCCCUCUAAGAUUGCUAUUGAUGACUAUGACAACGAUGGCACCACCAGAGAUGAGAUCAAAGAGCGGUUCUGCCUCACAAUGGAUUUUGUGGAAAACUACCUGAGGGAGGUGGUGUCACAAAACAUUCCCUUCUCCGACAAGGAGAAAAACAAGCUUACCUUUGAGGUGGUGAACCUGGCAAGGAACCUCAUAUACUUUGGCUUCUACAACUUUAGCGACCUGCUACGACUGACAAAGAUCUUACUGAACAUUUUAGACUGUGUCCAUGUCAGCACCAUUUACCCCAUUAACAAGAUGGAGAAGGGAGAGGAAAACAAAGCUGGCAGUAAUGUGAUGAAGUCCAUCCAUGGAGUCGGGGAGUUGAUGACCCAGGUAGUGCUGCGAGGAGGCGGCUUGUUGCCCACCACACCAACUCAUCAGCCAGAGGGGGAUGUUGUUAAAACACAGACUGAGCCAGAGAGGGAGGACAUCAUGGUCAUGGACACAAAGCUCAAGGUCAUUGAGAUUCUACAGUUUAUUUUGAAUGUACGACUGGACUACAGGAUUUCCUGUCUGCUUUGUAUUUUCAAACGUGAGUUUGAUGAGAACAACCCGCAAGCAGACAACACUGCCAGUCAGAAUGGAACUAAUAAUGUCACAGGUCAGAUGCCAGGAAACCUUGACUUUGAGAACAUUGAAGAACAGGCAGAGGGGAUUUUUGGGGGAAGUGAGGAGAACACUCCACUAGACCUGGAUGACCAUGGAGGUCGUACCUUCCUAAGAGUCCUGCUGCACUUGACCAUGCAUGAUUACCCUCCGCUCGUGUCUGGAGCACUCCACCUGCUCUUCAGACACUUCAGCCAGAGGCAGGAGGUCCUCAUGGCAUUCAAACAAGUCCAGCUGCUGGUGACUAGCCAGGAUGUGGAUAACUACAAGCAGAUCAAGUCAGAUCUGGACCAGCUGCGUUCUAUUGUGGAGAAGUCUGAACUGUGGGUUUAUAAGAGGCAGGGAGAGGAUGGGAUGGAUGGAGAUGGACCUUCAGAGUCUGACAACAAAAAGAAGGGAGACUCUCCUGGUUCAGACAAGAAGAAGACGGAAAGCACCAGCAGUUACAACUACAGGGUUGUAAAAGAGAUCCUGCUACGUCUCAGUAAGCUGUGUGUCCAGGAGGGAAGCUCAGGGAAGAAGAGUAAGAAACAGCAGCAGAGGCUGCUGAGGAACAUGGGAGCUCACAGUGUAGUGCUGGAGCUCCUGCAGAUCCCCUACGAGAAGGGCGAGGAUGUCCGAAUGCAGGAGAUCAUGAAACUGGCUCACGAGUUCCUGCAGAACUUCUGUGCAGGGAAUCAGCAGAAUCAAGCUCUUCUCCACAAGCACAUCAACUUGUUUCUUAACCCAGGGAUCCUAGAGGCAGUCACCAUGCAGCACAUCUUCAUGAAUAAUUUCCAGCUGUGCAGCGAGAUCAACGAGCGAGUGGUUCAGCACUUUGUCCACUGUACUGAGACUCAUGGCCGACAUGUCCAAUAUCUCAAGUUCCUGCAGACCAUUGUGAAGGCAGAGAACAAGUUCAUCAAGAAGUGUCAGGACAUUGUCAUGGCUGAGCUGGUGAACUCAGGCGAGGACGUCCUGGUCUUCUACAACGAUCGUGCCUCCUUCCAGACCCUAGUCCAGAUGAUGCGCUCAGAGAGGGACCGCAUGGAUGAAAACAGCCCUCUCAUGUACCACAUCCACCUGGUGGAACUUCUGGCUGUCUGCACUGAGGGCAAGAACGUCUACACUGAGAUCAAGUGUAACUCCCUGCUGCCACUGGAUGAUAUCGUACGGGUUGUCACCCAUGAAGACUGUAUCCCUGAGGUGAAGAUUGCCUACAUCAACUUCCUGAACCACUGCUAUGUUGACACAGAGGUGGAGAUGAAGGAGAUUUAUACCUCAAACCAUAUGUGGAAGCUGUUUGAGAACUUCCUGGUGGACAUUUGUAGGGUGUGCAACAACACCAGUGACAGGAAGCAUGCGGAUACCACGCUGGAGCGUUAUGUAACUGAGACAGUCAUGAGCAUUGUCACAUGUUUCUUUAGCUCUCCUUUCUCUGACCAGAGCACAAGCCUGCAGACCCGUCAGCCAGUAUUUGUACAACUGCUUCAGGGAGUGUUCAGGGUAUACCACUGCAACUGGCUUAACCCUGUUCAGAAGGCCUCGGUGGAGGCUUGUAUUAAAGUACUCUCAGACGUGGCUAAGAGCAGAGCUAUUGCCAUCCCAGUGGACUUGGACAGUCAGGUGAACAACUUGUUUGUCAAGUCCAAUAAUGUUGUGCAGAAGAGCAUCCUCAGCUGGAGGCUGUCUGCGAAGAACACUUCCAGACGAGACUCAGGCCUGACUACCUCCAAAGACUACAGAAACAUCAUUGAGCGCCUACAGGACAUAGUGUCCGCACUGGAGGACCGUCUGAGACCGCUGGUGCAAGCUGAGCUCUCAGUGCUGGUGGAUGUCUUACAUCGUCCAGAGCUCCUCUUCCCUGAGAACACAGAAGCCCGCAAGAAAUGCGAAAGUGGAGGAUUCAUAUCAAAACUGAUCAAACACACCAAGCAGUUGCUGGAGGAGAAUGAGGAGCGUCUGUGCAUCAAAGUACUGCAGACACUGAGGGAAAUGAUGACAAAAGACCGGGGCUAUGGGGAGAAGGGUGAAGCUCUGCGGCAGAUCUUGGUCAAUCGAUACUAUGGAAACGUCAAACCUGGCCAGAGGAGAGAUAGCCUUGCAACCUUCAGCAAUGGCCCACUCACUCCUGGAGUGCAGGGAAAAGCACCUACAGUCGUCAGCUCCGGGGUCGGAGGUCGAGGGGAGCUGAGUUUGGCAGAGGUCCAGUGCCACCUGGACAAAGAAGGAGCUUCUGAUCUGGUCAUUGACCUCAUCAUGAACGCUACCAGCGACCGGAUCUUCCAGGAGAGUAUACUCUUGGCCAUCGCACUGCUGGAAGGUGGAAACACGGUCAUCCAGCGGUCAUUCUUCCAUCGUUUAACGGGGGACAACAAGUCAGAAAAAUUCUUCAAGGUGUUCUAUGAGCGCAUGAAGCUGGCUCAGCAGGAGAUUAAAGCCACUGUGACGGUUAAUACUAGUGACCUGGGCAGCAAGAAGAAGGAUGAGGAGCCACCAGACAAAGACACGCCCGCACGCAAGAAAGUCAAAGAUGUGCCGGUGGUAGCAGUGGUGACCGAGGAAGUAAAGGAGCAGUUAGUGGAGGCCUCCGCUGUCACCAAGAAGGCUUUCACGACCUACCGCCGCGAGGCCGAAGCCGAAGAGCACCAAGCGGCCGCUGAUGGCUCUCCCGUCCCAGCGGCUGAUAAGGGCCAGGAGGAAGGCGAGAUGAGCGUCAUCAUCACCAUCAUGCAGCCCAUCUUGCGCCUCAUGCAGCUGCUCUGUGAGAACCACAACAGGGAUCUGCAGAACUUUCUGCGCAACCAGAAUAACAAGAACAACUAUAAUCUGGUGUGUGAGACGCUUCAGUUCCUGGACUGCAUCUGUGGCAGCACCACAGGGGGACUGGGACUGCUGGGACUGUACAUCAAUGAGAAGAACGUAGGGCUCAUCAACCAGACUGUGGAGAGCCUGACUGAGUACUGCCAAGGUCCCUGUCAUGAGAACCAGAACUGCAUUGCCACUCAUGAAUGCAAUGGUAUUGACAUCAUCAUUGCUCUCAUCCUGAAUGACAUCAACCCCCUUGGGAAGAAGAGGAUGGAUCUGGUGCUGGAACUCAAAAAUAAUGCCUCCAAGCUUCUCCUUGCAAUUAUGGAAAGUCGCCAUGACAGCGAGAACGCAGAGAGGAUACUGUACAACAUGAGGCCUAAAGAGCUGGUGGAAGUCAUCAAAAAGGCCUACAUGCAGGGUGAGAUAGAGGUGGAGGAGGCGCAGGAGGGUGAGGAUGGAGAGGAGGAGCACUCUGCGUCUCCACGCAAUGUUGGUCAUAAUAUCUACAUCUUGGCACAUCAAUUAGCCCGUCACAACAAGGAACUGCAGGCUAUGUUGAAACCAGGGGGGACGUAUGGAGAGGGAGAUGAGGCUCUGGAGUUCUACGCCAAACACACAGCUCAGAUUGAGAUUGUACGGCUGGAUCGCACCAUGGAGCAGAUAGUCUUUCCUGUGCCCAACAUCUGCGAGUUCCUCACCCAAGAGUCCAAGCUGCGGGUCUACUACACCACAGAGCGGGAUGAGCAAGGCAGCAAGAUCAAUGACUUCUUCCUUCGCUCUGAAGACCUCUUCAAUGAGAUGAACUGGCAGAAGAAGCUGCGAGCUCAGCCCAUCUUGUACUGGUGCUCCAGGAACAUGUCAUUCUGGAGCAGCAUCUCCUUCAACCUGGCUGUGCUCAUGAACCUGCUUGUGGCCUUCUUCUACCCUCUGGAGGGUGUCCGAGGAGGUACCCUGGAGCCCCAUCUAUCUGCCCUGCUGUGGAUGGCCAUGUUGGUUUCUCUGGCUAUAGUGAUCAUCUUGCCUCAGCCUCACGGCAUCCGGGCACUUAUUGCUUCCACCAUCCUGCGUCUGAUCUUCUCUGUAGGCCUGGAGCCAACGUUGCUCCUGCUGGGGGGUUUCAAUUUAUGUAAUAAGGUCAUCUUCCUGAUGAGCUUCGUCGGGAACCGUGGAACCUUCACACGCGGCUACAAAGCCAUGAUCACGGAUGUGGAGUUCCUGUACCACCUGCUCUACCUGAUUAUCUGCAGUCUGGGGGUCUUCGUCCAUGUCUUCUUUUACAGCCUGCUUCUCUUUGAUCUGGUUUACCGAGAAGAGACCUUGCUGAACGUAAUAAAGAGUGUGACCCGCAACGGCCGCUCCAUUGUUCUGACAGCCGUGCUGGCUCUUAUCCUCGUCUACCUCUUCUCCAUUGUGGGCUAUAUCUUCUUCAAAGACGAUUUCAUUUUGGCUGUCGAAAGGAUACCCAACAAAACACUAGAGCAAGGAGCCAGUAUGGUGGGAGAGUUCUUCUCUGGUGGAGUGUGCCAGAAAGAAAAUGGGGAGAACUGUUCAGCAGAUGCCGUGAUGGACGCUUCCCUCGCCGUCCAGCCGUCAGCGGUGGUGAUCGAGGAGAAGGAGCGAACGUGUGACUCCUUGCUAAUGUGCAUUGUCACAGUACUGAGUCAUGGCCUCAGGAGUGGAGGAGGUGUUGGAGACGUCCUGCGGAAGCCAUCCAAAGGGGAGCCCCUUUUCGCAGCCAGGGUGAUCUACGACCUGCUCUUCUUCUUCAUGGUCAUCAUUAUUGUCCUCAAUCUCAUCUUUGGUGUCAUCAUCGAUACAUUUGCUGACCUGAGGAGUGAGAAGCAGAAAAAAGAGGAAAUACUGAAGACUACGUGUUUUAUUUGCGGUUUGGAGAGGGACAAGUUUGACAAUAAGACAGUUACAUUCGAAGAACACAUCAAAGUUGAGCACAACAUGUGGCACUACUUGUUCUUCAUUGUCCUGGUGAAGGUGAAGGACUCGACGGAGUACACCGGCCCGGAAAGCUAUGUGGCUGAAAUGAUCAGGGAGCACAACUUGGACUGGUUCCCACGGAUGCGGGCCAUGUCCUUGGUCAGCAGCGAUGCAGACGGGGAGCAGAAUGAGAUCAGGAGCCUGCAGGAGAAGCUGGAGUCCACCAUGAAACUGGUGUCCAACCUGUCAGGACAGCUGACGGAGCUCAAAGAGCAGAUGACAGAGCAGAGGAAGCAGAAGCAGCGCAUCGGCUUGCUGGGACACCCUCAGCACAUGAACGUCAACCCUCAGCAGCCCGCAUAAGAUUCAGCCGACGCGGCCCAGAGGCAGCUCAGCAGCGGCAGCGUGUCCGGGCGGAGCGUGCAGUCCUCGCUCGCAGGCUGCACGUGCUGCGUGCUGCACUGGGAGCGACUGUAACUUCUAACAGUAGGGAAACACUGUAACAUAGGUAGUCAUAAGGCGAUGUGUAGCUCUUCCCCACGCACAUGUUACUCCUAACAGUAACACUCACCCACCUCAUUCUGUUCAGUCCAGUUGGAAUUGGUGCCAAAUGUUUUCUAUGUAGAAAUAAAUUGGAUUUCCCGACACAUGGCCUUUACUGGUUGAACUUGAAACAUGAUAUAGCUGACUGGACAGGAGGAAUUAGUACCAUUUGUUUUUUAUUUUAUUUUAACAUUUUCUAUUUAUAUUUCUGGCAUAACGAGCAGUAUUAAAUGUCUUAUUUUUGUAUGUUGUGCAAUAUAUUAACUUAAAUAUGCAACCUCAUUGGUGUGUGGAUUUAAGUUCCAUCAGUCAUGUCUUAUUUAAAAGUGUGGGUCAGUGUUUUUGUUUGUACUUUAUUGCCUCUGGAUAAAAUAGGGAGUAGCUGGUUGUCUUUACUUACGCAACUCUAGAGAUAAUAUUUAAUAAGCUGGCCUUCUCAGUUUCACUUUUUUCUUUUCAUUUCUUGAAAAUUUGCGUACUUCUUGAGAGUCAACUGCACUCAGUAGAGAUAGUAUAUUGUGUGAGAGCAAUAUAUACAGAUAGUUUUCUUUCACCUGUGUAAAUCCAAUGUUGUCACUUCUCAGUGCUAAACUUUUAUGAUAAAUUUGCUUUCUUCUUUAAUUUUGAUCUUAAGGACUUUUAGAAUAUUUGGCUUGUUGGUCAAAUAUAUACGGCAUAAUUCUUUCGGGAUCACUCAUGCUAUUACAGUUUGCUCAGGAGUUGUUUAACCUUUACUGUAAUAAACGUUAUUAGUAUAAUUUCCAGCUCUGCAGCAAACUUGUUUCAUUUGUGCCUGUUUUGGUCCUCAUUUUACUGUCUGACACAAGUUUGCUGCUCGUGCAGAGUCACUUACUUUUCUGUUCAUGUCCACUAAAAUGUAUGAGUUGGUUUUCAUGCUACAGUUAGAAUGAUCUUUUUUUGGACUACUUUGUGUACAUAAAGUUUGUUGCUUAUCUUUGCUUUUGUAUAGAAAAUGAGAUGGAAAAAAACAUACUCAUGAAUGUUAAGAUUAACUCAAAACCCUAAGCCCUGCCAAUUUGUAUAUGAAAGUAGAAUUAUUUAUUAAAAUUGAUGUAAUUAUCCUUUA